AUGGAUGAGGGGGAUAGGAAAACCAUCAGAAUUGUUAAAGGUGCACUGACUAUGAUGAAAGGAAAGUUAACUGCAAAUACUUACCUCAUUGGAACUGUCAUGCUCGUGUUUGGAAUGGGUCUCUAUGAGAUCUUCAUCAGCAAAUUGGAUGUUGCCAAGAAUUCUUCCCACGGAUCAAGUUUCAUUGGGCUCUUCAAACUUCCGGAAAAACCCAAAUGGUUGGAAAUCAAAUCAGUGAGUGAGCUGAAAACAAAAGUGGGACAUGCUGUAGUUUUGGUCCUGCUGAUUGGCUUGUUUGAUAAGAGCAGGAAAUUGGCGAUAUGUUCUACUAAUGAUCUUCUCUACUUUGCUGCAUCCAUCCUCUUGUCCUCAGGCUGUCUCUAUCUCCUCUCCAUGCUUCAGUCUUAAAAAGUUGAAAUAAUUGAAUAUAUAUAUUGUAUAGAAGAAGAAAAUGUGUGAGUUAACAGUUGUUAAAUAAUGAUUCUAAGCAUCAUUUUGUAAAUAAUAAUCUUCAUAAAUGGCAUAAAAGAUUUACUAGAUGUGUGGAGUUCUUGGUAAGGUAUAUUUGAAGGUUAUGUUUGAUCUUCUUGCCUUUAGUUUGAAGGGACAUUUACAGGCAUACCAUCCAGUU
Messenger RNA from Phalaenopsis equestris, 631 nucleotides. RefSeq lists its product as uncharacterized. The record is from RefSeq and is a predicted model, not a curated record. The coding region runs from base 1 to 408 and encodes 135 amino acids. The transcript is spliced from 3 exons. NCBI's taxonomy places the organism in Eukaryota, Viridiplantae, Streptophyta, Magnoliopsida, Asparagales, Orchidaceae.